This is a messenger RNA of Leptopilina heterotoma, 2796 nucleotides long. RefSeq names its product xaa-Pro aminopeptidase 1-like. The transcript is spliced from 12 exons. NCBI's taxonomy places the organism in Eukaryota, Metazoa, Arthropoda, Insecta, Hymenoptera, Figitidae. The record is from RefSeq and is a predicted model, not a curated record. Bases 325 to 2544 code for a protein of 739 amino acids. Gene Ontology annotation, molecular function: metalloaminopeptidase activity.
UGGUGGAAAUUAAAAAUUUUCAAUAUAAAAUAAAAAUUAGUACCUAAAUUAAAAAGUAAAUUAAAAUUACAAGUAGGUAAAUGGAUUAUGAAAGGCAUUUUUGAUUACUCCUGAUAUUUAAAUAAACUUUUCCGGAAAUUAUCCUCGCGAUUUUUUGGCAGAAUAUUGUGCAUAGUAUAUAGUGAAAAUGGAAAUCUAAAAAUAUAAGGGUGAUUCGUGUCGGGAAAGUGAUUUUCAGAAGUGGUAUAAUCCCUUCCAUGGUUUAGUGAAGUGACACUCUCGCGAACUGACCUUUGGAAGCCAACACUUUGUGGCCUUCCUGUUAUGCUAUUUCCUGUAACAAAACACGAAAACCAAGGACAGUCGAAAAUGAAGAGAACUGCAAUUAAAUUAAUUAUAGUAGCAGUUUGUCUAAUUGAUUUCACUAUUGGACAAGGACUGCAAAAUUCUCCGAUAAAUUAUAAAGGCUUCGUUAGAAUAUUUUGUCCGGUUGACAAAUAUUUGGAGGAGCAACCCAAAAAUCGAGUCGACACGUCGAUGAAAUUAACCCUUCUAAGAGCUGAAAUGAACCGAAUUACAACAAUAGAAGGUCCUCCACUUGAUGCUUAUAUCGUAACCUCAGACGAUGAACAUCAGAGUGAAACUGUUCACGAACACGACAGAAGGAGAGAAUACAUAACAGGAUUUCAGGGAAGUUCAGGAGAUGCGCUAGUGACGAUGAAUAAGGCAGUUCUGUGGACUGAUGGAAGAUAUCAUCUUCAGGCUGAUGAGCAAAUAGAUUGUAAAUGGACCAUAAUGAAAGAAGGCCGUGAAGAUGUCCCUACAAUAACUCAAUGGUUAAUAAAUGAAUUUAAUGGUCGCAGAGCUAGGGUUGGAGCAGAUCCAAAACUUAUACCAGCGUUCAGGUGGAAACUUUGGGAAAAACAAUUUGAGAACACAUCGGUGAGUUUGGUGCCAGUUCGUGAGAAUUUGAUUGACAAUAUUUGGAAGGUGGGAAGAAAGGAGUACAGCAGUUUGGCGGCAUUUGUUCUUGAUGAUAAAUAUUCGGGUAAACCGUGGCAGGAGAAAAUAAAACAAGUGCGAUUAGAAAUGGAAUUAUCAUCGGCUGAUGCACUGAUAAUUACUGCCCUGGAUGAAAUUGCCUGGCUUUUCAAUAUUCGUGGCUCUGACUUGCCGUACACUCCGGUCCUCAGGGCUUACACAAUCAUUACCUAUGGGGCAAUUCAUCUUUAUGCUCCACGCAACAAGCUGAAACGAAGUACAGAAACUCAUCUCAAAAUGGAUGCAUGUUACCAUGCAGACUGCGUCAAAUGGCAUAAUUAUACAUCAUUCUGGUAUGAUAUUUCAACAAUGUCUCAGGCUUGGAAUACAGUUUGGCUUCCCGCCCCUUGUGGGUACGCUCAAGGAGCUUCAGCGGAAAUUUUCUUUUCGAUUCCAAGGGAGAAGCACUUGGUGAAACCGUCACCUGUUAUUCAUCUUCGCGCUGAGAAAAAUGAAGUUGAAGCAAAGGGGAUGAGAAAUUCUCACAUUCGAGAUGCGAUUGCCAUGUGUGAUUUUAUGUCUUACAUGGAAGAACAAAUGGAUUACGACACUGAAGGAUGGGACGAGAAACAAGUUGUUAGGGCACUUGAUGAAUUUCGUUUGGAACAAAAUCUGAGUCGCGGUUUGUCCUUUCCCACGAUUGCUGGUUAUGGACCAAAUGCUGCUUUACCUCAUUAUGAACCGUCGAAUAUUUGUCGACGAAUUGGCACUGACUCCACACUUGUCAUUGACUCUGGUGGACAGUAUGAUGAUGGAACGACUGACAUUACACGUACAAUGCAUUUCGGAAUUCCUUCUCCCGAACAAAAGGACGCUUACACGAGAGUUUUAAUUGGAAGCAUACAAUUAUCGUCACUAAUCUUUCCUGAUGAUCUACGAACUGAUCAGAUCGAUGUUCUGGCGAGGGAAACACUUUGGAGAAAGGGAGAAGAUUAUAUGCAUGGUAGUAGUCAUGGAAUAGGGCAUUUUCUCUCAGUUCACGAACCUCCUAUUAGUAUAUCAUACCUUGGAGGAAGUGCAAAUCCAUCCGACUGUAAUAACAUUCGUUUAAAACCAGGAUAUUUUCUAUCCAUAGAACCUGGUUAUUAUAAAGAUUUUGAUUUUGGAGUUCGAUUGGAAAAUAUAGUCGAAGUUGUUUUAGCGGACAAACCCAAACAAUGGGGUAAAAAUUAUUUAAAAUUUCGAGAAGUUACGCUCGUUCCUUAUGAGCCGAAAUUAAUAAACGUGGAGAUGUUGACGUCAGCUCAGCGUCGAUGGUUGAAUCAGUACAAUCGACGAAUCCGAGAGGAAAUUGGACGUGAAUUGAAGCUUCAUUUGAAAGUGAGAGCUUUUAAUUGGUUGGAAAAAAAAACUCGAGUCAUUCCAGAACGAGGUCCUGUCAAUAUGGAUUUUUUUCUUGCGUCUCACUCUAAUUCAUUAAUUCAUGAAAAUACCUACCAGAUACUUUUUAGUAUUUUUAUACUUCAUCAUUUAUGUAGAUUAUUAUUUUCCAUCAGCAGAUAACCACUGGCGGCAUUUUAGAUGACAUUAUUUUAAAGUAAAAAAAAAUUAUUUAUUUUAGAAAAUUCUUUCGGCUGUUGUAGUUAUUACGUCGGCUUUUUUUUUAAUUUUUAUAAUCGUAGUUUUAUGAGAUACAGUUGUAAAAAAUAUUUAAAUAACAGCAAUUUGUUAUGCUAUUAAGAUUUAUUUAAGUUUAUUAUAAAUAAUUUUUCCAAGAGAUAAAAAUAGACUGUAAGAUUUCUGAUUUUGUCCGUA